Tarenaya hassleriana is the source of this 1314-nucleotide messenger RNA. RefSeq lists its product as uncharacterized. Gene Ontology annotation, biological process: proteolysis. Gene Ontology annotation, molecular function: aspartic-type endopeptidase activity. The record is from RefSeq and is a predicted model, not a curated record. The transcript has 3 exons. Lineage: Eukaryota; Viridiplantae; Streptophyta; Magnoliopsida; Brassicales; Cleomaceae. The coding region runs from base 1 to 1296 and encodes 431 amino acids.
AUGUCUCCUCUCCCAUUUCUCAUCCUCCUCUUCCCCUUCGUCGCCACCGGAAACUCACCGGAGAAACACCACCGGCUUAUCAUUCCGGUGGUCAAAGAUCCGGACCUUGGCCUCCACUAUGCCGUCGUGGGCUUCGGCACUAAUCCAACGGUCUUAGCCAAAUUCGGACUCGAGUUCGGCGGUCGCUUCUCCUGGUACAUAUGUUCGGACCCUGGCUACAACUCCUCCUCCUACCGUCCCAUCCGUUUUAGCUCCCCCAAAUGCAAGCUCGCCAACCAAGCAUCUUUAUGGGACUGUGGCGAGGCAGCGGAGGUCAUGCCACGUUGCUUGAGCGAUUCUUGUGGAGUGAAUGUGUACAGACCAAAUGUGAGGGGAAGUCUUCGUGGAGGGUUGGCCCAAGACGUUAUGAGCUUCAUAUCGACGCCCGACGGCCUUAGACUCGGUCCACGUGUCAACUCACCGCCAUUGAUAUUCGCAUGCACCGAGUCAGAUGCCAUCUACGGGUUACCCUAUUCGGCUCUUGGAAUGUUUGGUCUGUCAAGGAACACUCUCUCUUUUCCAACGCAGAUCUCUUCUGCCUUCAACAUUCGUCGAAAAUUCUCCCUCUGUCUUCCUUCUAAACCCCAAGAAUCAAACCAGGGCAAGUUCUUGAUCGGCGGAGGUCCAUAUUUGUAUCCACCGUUCAAGGGGGACGUUUCCCGUCUGUUUGCUACCACCUCGCUGGUCACUAACCCCGUCAAUAGGGCAGAACCUCCGAUCAAGGGUGCACCAUCCGACGAAUACUUCAUCGACGUGAAAUCCAUCGAGAUAGACGGAGAACCGAUCCCUCUCAAGAAAUCUCUACUGUCGAUUGACAAAAAAGGCAAUGGCGGCAUCAAGAUAGGACCUGAGAUCUAUACCUUUAUGCACUCGUAUAUCUACAAGCCGUUCCGCAAAGCCUUCGUAGCAAAAGCCAAGAAAAGAGGGAUUGUGAAUGUAUCAUCGGAUCGAUCUCAGUUCGAUAUGUGUUUCGACCGGAAGAGCAUUGGAACGGCGAUCACCGGACCGGACAUGCCGGUGAUCGAGCUGGUGCUGAAGACAGGGAGAUGGAGAUUCUACGGCUCGAACCUGAUGAGGGACGCCGACGAAAACACGACUUGUUUGCCGUUUAUCGACGCCGGGGGUGAUUUUGGCAACGGGGUCUUGCUGGGAUGGCAUCUGUUGGAGGAUACUCUAAUGGAGUUUGAUCUUGAAUCUUCCAACUUCAGUGUCACCUCUUCUCUUUUACUGCAUAACACUUCUUGUUCCCGUUCUUAGAACUACUUGUGAUCGGUU